Messenger RNA from Sorex araneus (European shrew), 963 nucleotides. Its product is annotated as olfactory receptor 1J4-like. Bases 1 to 963 code for a protein of 320 amino acids. Gene Ontology annotation, molecular function: olfactory receptor activity; G protein-coupled receptor activity. Gene Ontology annotation, cellular component: membrane. Gene Ontology annotation, biological process: G protein-coupled receptor signaling pathway. The transcript has a single exon. Lineage: Eukaryota; Metazoa; Chordata; Mammalia; Eulipotyphla; Soricidae. The record is from RefSeq and is a predicted model, not a curated record.
AUGAGCAGCAUGAAAAGAGGUAAUAGGACCACAGUGUCUGAAUUUCUGCUUCUGGGACUCCCGAUACCUCCAGAACAUCAGGCUUUGUUCUUCAUUUUAUUCCUGAGCAUGUACCUGGCCACGGUGCUGGGGAACCUGCUCAUCAUCCUGCUCAUCCGGAUGGACUCUCGUCUCCACACCCCCAUGUACUUCUUCCUCAGCCACUUGGCUCUUACUGACAUAUGCUACUCAUCUGUCAAUGUGCCCAAAAUGUUGAUGGACAUGCAGAGCAUUCAUAAGUCCAUCCCCUAUGCAGGGUGCGUGUCACAGAUGUAUUUUUACAUAUGGUUUGCUUGUGUCGAAAACUUUCUUCUUACAUUGAUGGCCUAUGACAGGUAUGUGGCCAUCUGUCAGCCUCUCCACUAUGCCACUAUCAUGAGGCAAGAGAAAUGUGUCUCAUUAGUUUCUGCAUCCUGGAUCUACUGUUCUCUCCGCUCUCUGUUGCACACCCUCCUUUUCGUUCAAGUGUCCUUUUGUGAUGACAUUACCAUCCCCCACUUCUUCUGUGAACUCCCAGUUCUCUUGAAGAUGAGCUGCUCAGAUAUCUCAGUCAAUGAAUGGGUUCUCUACAUUGAGACUGGAAUAAUUGCUUUCUUGCCUUUUGUCACUAUUGUGGGCUCUUAUAUUCGUAUAUGGGCCACUGUGCUGAAGGAUCCUUCUGCUAAGAAAUUCUUCAAAGUCCUUUCUACCUGUGGUUCCCAUCUCCUUGUUGUGUGUUUAUUCUAUGGUACAAUUGCAGAAGUGUACUUUUUCUCCUCACCAUCCAUCUCCAGUAAUAAAGACAUAGCUGCUUCUGUGAUGUAUAUGAUAGUCACCCCCAUGCUGAACCCUUUCAUCUACAGCUUGAGAAACAGAGACAUUAAACAGGCCCUAAAGUUAUUUGUUAACAGAAUGAAGUCUUGUAGCUCCAAUAACUUAAUAUGA